GCAGGGGAUGUGUCUGUGACUGCGUCACAGAUAAGUAAAAUUUUCGUUCGUCUAUUAGUUACCAGAGGACGGUAGGUAAGCAGCAGCCAAACACUUGUUUCACUUUUGGUUAUUUCGCGUGCAGUAAUUGGAUUUGAACAGGAAGAGAGAAAAGUUUAUUGUUUUAAAUAUAUAAAAACUAAAAAACGUAACGCGUGAAAAAUAAAAUGGAGGCAAGCGAUGGACAGAUGGCUGAGAUAAACCUCAAAACCCUUUUCGUCACAUGUAAAAGCCAAUGGAACGGGGACCUGAGUAAACACAAAGAAGCUGAAACGACAUUGAAAGCUACGCAAAAUGCCCUUCAAGCUCUGUUGCAACAAGUCAGCAUUCGCUGCAAAGAGAACGACAAACAAAUGAAAAAACUCCAAACACAAUUAUCGGAUGUUGCCGCUCAUUUGAGCAAACCAUCGGAUGAGCAACGCACUCCGGAAGAAACGGGAAAUUUACUUAAAACUUACAACGAAUUGUUAGCCGAAUCUAAAGUUAGUGCCAAGCAAACGACGGAUCAAUUGUCGACUUUCGGUUCUAUCCGCAACGCUGUCGUCUCUAUGGAAAUCAAGACUUCUGAUGGAGAAAAAUUGGCUGCUCCUUUAUUUGAUUCGGCCCUUCUUAAUUUUCCUUCGGAAGGAUCAGACGCGCACGAGACCAACCUCUUAACGUCAUUGUCAUUUUUGAUUCUAUCGUGCACUCGUAAAGAACAGUGGAAGGCACCAGUGGCUGCAGUCAAACCUGACACCACUGCAUCAUCCGAAUCGACCGAAAAAGUCAAGACGAAGAAACAGAUCAAGGCGGAAGCAGCAGCAGCAGCUGCAUCGGAAGGAAAUAAUGCAGUUAAACCAGAAAAGGAAAAAAGUAAAGCCACUCCAGAGAGAUGGGCCAACAAAUCUACAGGUGGAAAGGAAGCCGAGUUUAAGAAGCCAAUGGAUCGUGGUGCCAAGGGCGACAGAGGACCGCACAAGCCUCACGAACAUCAUGGUAACAAACCGCAACACAUGGACAAUAAGUUCAACAGGGGGGGCCCGGCUGAUAAAUCGUCUGAUCCGAGAAAACCAUUUCAUAAUAACGUUCAGACUCCAAAGAAAGUUGGAGAUUUUAUCCCGCAGCAGCGACCAGCUUUUCAUAACGUACCAAUGUCACCACCAAGGAUGCAACCGCCGAAUGUUUAUCACGCACCACCAGCACAGCCAAUGAUGAUGCCACCGUCGUCGUUUUGUACCCCACCCCCGGUUGUUUUACCAUCUUUGGUUUCGCUGCACAACAAAAAGGCAUUUUUGGUUCUAGCAGUUAAUGGCAAGCAAUAUGGAAAAAUUGUCAUAGAACUUCGACCCGACGUGGCUCCCAUCAUGUGCCAAAGAUUCGCUCAAAACUGUUUGUCUACGGAAGGAGAAUCCUACCGAGGAACAGUCAUUUAUCAAUCGAAGCCGAAGGCAUUCAUUGCGGGAGGAAGAAUUCCCGGGCCGGAAUCACUUUACAUGGCGGAUUCGUCUCCAUUAAAAAAGAUUCGUGGGUCAAUAUUUUUCAGAUUGAAACGUGACUAUGCCAAGACUCAGUGCAGCAUCGUAUCGACCGAUUUCACCAUUCAUCUCAACGAUGAAAAAGCCGAUAACCACAGAACAUCCACAGUAUUCGGUUACGUUUGCGACGGAUUAGCCGUUUGUGACGCCCUAAGUUACAUGGAUUGCGAAAAAGAUCACGUUGCUGUAUGCUCGGCUGGAAUCGAAUAGGCGAUUAGUUGCUGUCCUUCAAUUGCUUUUGUUACGAUGUUAUUAAAUAUGUGGAAUCCAUUAAAUUAAAAAAAAAGAUGGAGAAACGCACAUCGUGCUAUUUCACGGUCAUAUACACACACAGAUAAUCGGUUGUAUUUUUAUUAUCAAUUUAGAUUCUAGUAUUGAAAG
Messenger RNA from Daphnia pulex (common water flea), 1934 nucleotides. RefSeq lists its product as uncharacterized. The coding region runs from base 207 to 1763 and encodes 518 amino acids. Gene Ontology annotation, biological process: protein peptidyl-prolyl isomerization. Gene Ontology annotation, molecular function: peptidyl-prolyl cis-trans isomerase activity. The record is from RefSeq and is a predicted model, not a curated record. Lineage: Eukaryota; Metazoa; Arthropoda; Branchiopoda; Diplostraca; Daphniidae. The transcript has 6 exons.